This is a messenger RNA of Coccinella septempunctata (seven-spotted ladybird), 1484 nucleotides long. Its product is annotated as nurim homolog. Lineage: Eukaryota; Metazoa; Arthropoda; Insecta; Coleoptera; Coccinellidae. The transcript has 5 exons. The record is from RefSeq and is a predicted model, not a curated record. The coding region runs from base 106 to 864 and encodes 252 amino acids. Gene Ontology annotation, cellular component: nuclear membrane.
GGUUAUGUGAGUUUGUUAAAAAUAAAAAUAGUGUAAAAAAAGGAAGAAUAUUUUAUUCAAAUUAAUAAAAAUUGUUGUUUAUUGGUCAAAUCAAACAAAUUACCAAUGAAUUUGAAAAAUAGCAUUUUUGAUUCAGGAAAAUGUGCAAUAAGCCUCAUCGGAUUGGUUUCUGCAUUCUACAGUGUUAUAAAUUUGAUGAUAUUUUUAUCAGACCCAUACCAAUAUCGUCCAGCAAAUUAUCCUCGACAAGAUGAAAGGAUAACCAAUUGUUUGUGGAUGCUUCUAGUGGAUAUGGUCCUACUUGCACUCUUCAUAGGGCAACAUUCGAUUUUAGCCAGUGAUAAAUUGAAAAUAUAUUUUGAGAAAUAUGGCAUUCUAGACAUAUACAGAAGUUUUUAUAUUAUUACUUCUGCUAUAUGUCUCCAGAUUCUUUUCACAUUUUGGUUUCCCAUAUUGGAAGUAACAUUGUGGCAAUUAAAUCUCAAUUAUAAACCAGUAUGGUAUACAUAUUAUGGUAUUCAUAUACUAGCCUGGAUUUUUAUUUAUGUUGGAAAUGUUUGUAUGGAUAUAAAUGAGUUACUGGGUAUCAAGCAGGUAAUUUAUUCUAUAAAAAACCUUCCUGGCUCUAAUAAAACAAAAUCCCAGGAGUUGAGGAAACUAUGCUCCCAUAUCAACCACCCUAGUUUUACAGCAUUCAUUUUAUUGUUUUGGACAACACCUGUCAUGAGCUUGGACAGAUUGGUUUUAGCAGUUAUAUUCACUAUUUAUCUAAUGAUUGGUUGCAAGACUGAUCAAAGUGACUAUACCUACCAUAAGGCACAGUAUUUCCUCAAAUGUCAAGAGUUGAGGUAUUUGAAGUCUUGAAAAAUGAGCUGGUGAAAAUAGGUAUCGUUGAUUUUAAAAUUAAAUAUACAUUGUAGAAUAUAUAAUAUUCGAGAUAAUGAUCGUUUUAUGUAUGUGUAGUAUAUUUAAUGAGGGAUAUCGAUCAAGUACGCCAGUAAUAACCUACUCUUCAUUCAUAACAAGCAAAGUUAAUGAAACAUUUGGUUUCAACCUCAUUGCAACUUUGAAAUAUGAAUCAUGAAAACAACAAUCAAGGAAACUUGAAUUUCUGAAUCUUGUUGUAGGAGCAAAUAGUUCAACAACAAAAUAAAAUUUCAUCAAAUCUUAACGCUAAUGAUCUCAUCAAUCACAUGCAUAAAAAUUUUUUUAUCCAAGUGUUACCAUUCACAUAUUUCGAAAGCUUGGGUUUUAUUCAUAAACAGUGGAUUAUUACCUAUGUAUUUGGUUGAUAUCCUUAUUAAGUAUAUAUAUAUAUAUACAUACUUUUAAAAAGUGAAUAAAUGAUAAUUGACAUGGAUCUGAGUUUGCAUUAACAAGAGCUUUCAAGUUUAACAUUGUAGUUUUAAUAUAUUAAGAAUUCUUUGUUGGGGUUGUUGAAUUUUAUUUAUAUCGAUUCUAAUAAUACUGAGGACUUUAUUUAU